CCUCCAUCAGGCGGGCGUCUGCGGGGGCCCGAGGGGCGGCGGCGGCAGCAGCGGCAGCGAUAUGGAGCCGGAGGCAGGCGGCCGAAGCAGUGCUGGCAGGCACAGGGCCGGACCCCCGAGCACUCCGCCGCCCCGGGAGCAGGAGCGGAAGCUGGAGCAAGAGAAGCUCUCCGGGGUGGUGAAGAGCGUCCACCGGCGGCUACGAAAGAAGUACCGGGAAGUGGGAGAUUUUGAUAAGAUCUGGCGAGAACAUUGUGAGGAUGAGGAAACACUUUGUGAAUAUGCUGUUGCAAUGAAAAAUUUGGCAGAUAACCAUUGGGCAAAAACUUGUGAGGGCGAAGGUCGUAUUGAAUGGUGUUGUAGUGUAUGCAGAGAAUACUUCCAAAAUGGUGGAAAGAGAAAAGCACUUGAAAAGGAUGAAAAAAGAGCUAUACUCGCCACUAAGACCACUCCAGCCUUAAGUACACAUGAGUCUUCUAAACUUGAAGGUCAUUUAACCAACCUCAGCUUUACAAACCCUGAAUUUAUAACUGAGUUGCUACAGACCUCAGGAAAGAUCAGAUUACUUGAUGUUGGCAGCUGCUUUAACCCAUUUCUGAAGUUUGAAGAAUUUCUAACUGUUGGCAUAGAUAUUGUACCUGCUGUAGAGAGUGUAUAUAAAUGUGACUUCCUGAACCUGCAGCUUCAGCAGCCUCUCCAGCUUGCACAGGAUGCUAUAGAUGCCUUUUUGAAGCAGCUGAAAAACCCUAUUGAUUCUCUUCCUGGAGAACUUUUCCAUGUGGUUGUUUUCUCUCUUCUUCUCUCUUAUUUUCCAUCACCUUACCAACGAUGGAUUUGCUGCAAGAAAGCCCAUGAACUAUUAGUGUUAAACGGUUUAUUGCUUAUCAUCACACCUGAUUCCUCCCAUCAGAACCGUCAUGCUAUGAUGAUGAAAAGCUGGAAGAUUGCUAUAGAGUCCCUGGGCUUUAAACGUUUCAAGUAUUCAAAGUUUUCACAUAUGCAUUUGAUGGCAUUUAGAAAAAUCUCCCUAAAAACCACAAGUGACUUGGUUAGUAGGAACUACCCAGGGAUGUUAUAUAUUCCUCAAGAUUUCAACAGUAUAGAAGAAGAGGAAUAUUCUAACCCUUCCUGCUACGUUCGAUCAGAUAUAGAAGAUGAACAACUAGCAUAUGGUUUCACAGAGCUCCCUGAUGCUCCCUAUGACUCAGAUUCUGGAGAAAGUCAAGCCAGCUCUAUUCCUUUCUAUGAGCUAGAAGAUCCCAUAUUACUUUUAAGUUAAUAUCAAAGUAAAAGGCCCUUUCAGUCCAGACUCCUAAACUAAUUGCUUACACUAAUCAGAAAUACUAACAUGAACUCAGUACUUAAAACCUGGUUUGCAUAGGAAAAAUGCAAAGGUUUACAGAGUUUGCUAUUUUUUUCUACUUCUGGAUUUUAAAAUUUAUUCUUAUAUAGAAAGCUUAAAGUUUCAUGCAGAGUGACUCCUGUCAUAGCAGAAACCAUUGUUACUUUAGCAUUUAGCACUAAGAUAUCAUAGAAAGGUACCUUUUUUCUUUAGUGCUAUUGUGAAAAAUGAAGCAUAACUUGCUGUGUAUUUUCCCUUUUUUAAUCUUUUCAGUGUUGACUUUAAGCCAUUGCAAUGAGAAUGAUAUGUAGAAAGAUGUAGCUUGCACUUUGAUGACUCACAAGUUAAAUGUGACACAGAGAUAGACUGGUUUAGUUGUUUUGUGAUGCACUUAUUCUCUUUUCUAGAAAAAUUGUUAUGUUACAGAAAGUCAUUUUCUGUUCCAUUUUAUCUGAUGACCAGCAUUUCUUCAACUUUUUAGAAUUGAUUUUUUUCCCCCUCUUUUGCUCGUUUCUCAGCAUCAGACAUUUGGGGAAAGAUUUCCCCCAAGUAUGUAUUCUAAUUUCAUUAGUACAGUACAAUAAACACCAUUGCCCAAGUAGAAUGUUCCUAUCUUUGAUAAUGAUUUAGGCCUUGGUGUUCAGUGUAUUUUACUGUGAGAGUUCAUUCUUACCUUUUUUAAAUUUAGCUUUCAUUUCCAAAAUUUUCUUUUUAAGCAAGGAACAGUACUCAAUCCUGACCUGAAACACCUUGGUGAAAAGGUUUGCACUUGUAAGAGUUUAUGUUCUGUCUAGACCAACCAUGUUAGGGUCCUCACCUUUCCAUUAAGGAGGUGUGCUGCACUACUAGUCUGGAAUUACAUAGAAAAUUUUUAAAUUAACCCUCUGCUAGUAAGCUCAUGAAAUGGUUUCAACCUUUCGGUAUUCUAAUUUCUAUCAGAAUUCUAGCAUAAAAUUUUCUUUGAAUACAUAAACCAAUUAGUUGGCUGUGGGAAUUUUCCCUUUCCACAUCAAUAACUGACUUUCUGUGUUUCUGAAUCAGAAGUGAUUAAGGUGAAAAAUAUGUCCAAACAAGACAAGAUUAGUUUAAAUAGCUAAGAACAUUUAGUCCACAUUGUCUUGUCAGCCAGCAAUUGUCAUGUAAACUAUCAUUUUUAAGAGUGCCACUGUGUGGAUUUUUUUCAAGUGGUUAUUACAUUAAAAUUACCUCAUACUGAGGUUUUUGCACUGAAAUAUCGCAGUUUCAGAAUUCAUGGUUAAUGUGUGUGUGUGUGUGUGUAUGUGUGUGUGUGUGUGUGUGUAUGUGUGUGUGUGUGUUUAAAGGAAACUUGCAUUUUCAAUAGUUGAUCCUAAAUUUCAUAAACUGCACUUCUUUGGUAAAACUGAUGUUUUUGUGCUUAUUGUGAUUGCUGUAGUUAACUUUGAAUGUCAAACUUAUUUAGAAAUACAAAAUUUACCCUUUAAGAUAUAAAUCAUUGGGUAUAUAUACCCAGUAUUUCACAUGAAAUCUCAUUCUAAAUUAAUGAAAGUUACAGGAUUGUAAUUAACCUAAAAAAGUCAGUUGACUAAAUGCAGUAUUGAUUACUCAAAUAUGUGAAGAAUAACGUGGAAGGUUUCAUUUACUUUCAAUGGCUUAAGAGUAAAUAAGUAGGAUUGACUUUCCUUUCCAAUUAAGCACUACAGGUCACGUCUUGUAGCUCCCACAAAGAAAGGAAAAAAAAAACAGUGUUAAGGUAACAAAACUGUGUUUUGGUAGUACCCCUUUUACCAUACUGCCCAUUUCCUUUGGCUUGGCUGAAUACAAGCUUAAGGGCAAAGAAAACAAUGUAUCUAAUUAAAGUGCUUUGAAAGUAAAUGACAACAGUGCUUUUGAGAGGCUGGUGUAU
Messenger RNA from Hyaena hyaena (striped hyena), 3227 nucleotides. It is a transcript of the gene BMT2, whose product is annotated as base methyltransferase of 25S rRNA 2 homolog. Gene Ontology annotation, biological process: negative regulation of TORC1 signaling. The transcript has 5 exons. The record is from RefSeq and is a predicted model, not a curated record. Bases 62 to 1279 code for a protein of 405 amino acids. Lineage: Eukaryota; Metazoa; Chordata; Mammalia; Carnivora; Hyaenidae.